AUGAAGAACUCAUUACAAUUGCUCUGUCUCGCUUUUGCUCUGUUUGCUCUCUUCUCAUCUCCUUCCUCCUCCGUCGUCCCUUCCGCCGCUCCUUCUCCCGCCGUAACUACCGCCACCAAAGGCAGUGGAGAUGAAACCAAUGAAACCGACUUCUCCGCCUUCAUGCAAUGGAACAUUUUAGACCUCUCCGAUCUCAAAAACACCUUCAAAAACCUCCCGGAUCUCUCUAACCUCAACAUCUCCUCCCUCCACGUCUCACCCGUCGUCGACUCCGUCUGCUCCGGCACCGACUACGCCGCCGAAUGCAUCGUUUCGAUCCUCCCGCUCCUCCGUGACUUCCGCAAAUUCGAGCCAAAACCCAUCGACGUACUACGAAUGGAGAUGAGUUCGCUCUACGAGAAAGCUAACGCCACGCUCGACUUAGCCAAGCGUCUUAUCGUUGACCAGUCAACGUCUCGUGACGUGGCGGAUGUGUUGGACUUGUGUGUCGAUAACUACGAGUCGCUUCUCGAAGAUCUCAAAGAUGCUUCUGUAGCCCUCGAUGAUGGAGACUUUGGACGGCUCGAGAGUGUGGUAAGUGCUGCGAUUGCUGAUGUGGUGACUUGUUCGGACGCGUUCACUGAGUCGCCGGAGCUUGAAUCACCGAUGGCUAAUGUUGAUGCUUUCCUCAAGAAGCUUUGUAGCAAUGUCUUGGCUAUUUCUCAGAUGAUCUACAUGUGA
Thlaspi arvense is the source of this 720-nucleotide messenger RNA. The record is from the annotation of a GenBank genome assembly. NCBI's taxonomy places the organism in Eukaryota, Viridiplantae, Streptophyta, Magnoliopsida, Brassicales, Brassicaceae.